AUGACUACUACAGAACUGCCAGCUUUUCAAAAAAUUAUUACACGCUCAUUCAUAGAUGUUGAAGUGAUCGAUGAAGGCAUCAACACUGAUCAAUUUUUAGAAGCGACUGAUGGCCUGAUCAAAAUGUUUGAUUUAUUCGGCAGUGCUGCUUUUAGUGUGGUUCAAAAUGAUAUGCGUAACAACGUGAAAAAGAUAAGAACCCGAUUUAUGGAGAAUCCUGUUGAAUACGAUACCUUGGAGAAACUAAUGGCAAAAGAAGCUCAUUUGAAAAAGAGAACAGCUACAGAAGCUUUACUAUGGUUGAAGCGAGGUCUUGAAUUUACAUCACAAUCCUUACUUCACAGUCUUCAAAACCCUAACGAUGAGUUGAAGACAUCCUUUUCACAAGCCUAUGAAAAGACAUUGAAACCUCAUCAUAAUUUUCUACUCGCUAUGAAUGCAUGUCCUUGGAGAAAAGAUUUUUAUGAAAGAAUUGACGUAACAACAGAAGAAAACACCAAGAUGAUGAAGGAAUGGUUGGAUGCAUUGCAGCAUUUGAUUGAUAUUUUAAAUCAUGUUUUCAAGAAAAAUCCAGCAUAUACAAAACAUUAG
This is a messenger RNA of Mycotypha africana, 591 nucleotides long. RefSeq names its product glycolipid transfer protein domain-containing protein. The transcript is spliced from 3 exons. Gene Ontology annotation, molecular function: ceramide 1-phosphate transfer activity; ceramide 1-phosphate binding. Gene Ontology annotation, cellular component: cytoplasm; cytosol; membrane. Gene Ontology annotation, biological process: intermembrane lipid transfer; ceramide transport. NCBI's taxonomy places the organism in Eukaryota, Fungi, Mucoromycota, Mucoromycetes, Mucorales, Mycotyphaceae. The record is from RefSeq and is a predicted model, not a curated record. Bases 1 to 591 code for a protein of 196 amino acids.